GGGAAAAACAAAGUUGCCACCCAGUUGAUCACGCGGCCAAAAGGCCUAUUUCGGGGAAAAGCCUAUUGCGUUGACACAGCAACACUUAAGCGUUCCACAGAGUCUUGUGUUUGCUUCUCCUACAAAUUUUAUCACCUGCAGGUUUGCCAAUUACAAAAGUAUAGAAUGCCUAUCACAAGAGCAGAGAUUCAACGCGAGACAAAUGUGCAGAUUGAAAAUUAUGGCACCAAGUUUGAUGUUCGUCGAACAAACGUCCAUCGAUACACAAACAUCUUCAUCCAUGAAAGUAAUCCAUUCUAUCCAUAUGAAACGCUACCAGUUUAUUGUGUGUCGCCAUUAUGGUUUGCUGCAGUGGGAUUUCUGUGUAGCAUGGGUGGAGCUGCUAAUCUAACUGCUGCAAUAAUUGGCUUGAUUUUUGAUGUACCAUUCCUUGCAACGUAUUGCCAAAAUGAGGUUGUGAACCGUAGAUCGCUACCGAUUGUCAAGAAGCAAAAGACUGUGGACAACCUUCCAACGCUCAACGCCUUAUGGGAGGUUACCGUGGAGGAAUUGAGAGGAAUUGGUAUUUCCACGGAUAAUGUGGAGAUUGGUCUUCAAGUGAUGCAGUCGGGCAAAUUCAAAUUACAAGUCUUCCAUCCGGCAGCGUUCAAAAUAAUGGAUAAAGCGAAAGGCACGUCACGUUUCUUGCUUACUGGGUUCGCUGUUGCUGCACUCUACAACAUUAUCUGUAUUAUCGUACAUUCCUUGAUAUAA
Messenger RNA from Porites evermanni, 753 nucleotides. The record is from the annotation of a GenBank genome assembly. NCBI's taxonomy places the organism in Eukaryota, Metazoa, Cnidaria, Anthozoa, Scleractinia, Poritidae.